AUGAAACUCUGCAAUAAUGAAUCAAAUUCUAUUGAUUUUAAUUAUGCAAUUUUAAGAAAUGAUAUUGUAAAAUUAAGAAAUUAUGGAGCUCAAGGAAUUGGAUUUAAAAAUAAUGAUUUAAGAAAAAAAAUAUGGAAUAUUCUUAUAUGCCCAGAAAAUGAAUCAUUAAAUCAUCAAGUCCAUUGGGAACUAUUACCCGUUCACAAAGACGAAAAUCAAGUUCAACUUGAUGUUGAUCGAUCAUUCAUUUAUUAUCCUAUAAAUUCUACUCAUAAAGAAUUAAAAAAAAAAAAAAAAGAACUAAAAUCAUUAAUAUUAGAAAUACUUCGAAAACAUCCAACCCUUAAUUAUUUCCAAGGAUAUCAUAAUAUUGCUCAAGUAUUUUUACUAUGUGUUGGAAAAAAAGAUGCAGUAAAACUCUUAGAAUAUAUAUCAUUAACACGUAUCCGUGAUUUUUUUUUACCUUCGUUAUCACCCAUAUUGGAUCACCUUGAAUUAAUAAAAUCAAUAAUAUUUAAAAAGGACCAAGAACUUGGAGAACAUGUUGCAAAUGUUCCAUCACAUUUUGCUCUAGCAUCAUAUCUGACAUGGUUUUCAUAUAAAACAAAACAUUUUGAAGAUAUUCUUAAAGUAUUUGACUUUAUUUUAGCUACAGAUACAAUUAUGAUUAUUUAUAUUUAUGCAGCAGUAAGUUUAUAUUCCUUCAUAACUGAUACUAAAAUACGUGAGAUCAUUAUUCAACAAAAAAAUCAAAUUUUAAAUAUUACCAAAGAAGAAACAGAUAUUUUACACAAAGUUCUAGCUAAUUUUACCCAAAAAUGUCCUUCAAAAAGUAUAUUACAAGAAGCUAUAUCAUUGAGAGAAAAUAUUCCUCCUUAUAUAUUAUCAAAUUGGAAAUAUACAUUAAAAUAUAGUUGUAUAAAAGAUUUUGGAAAAAAAUAUCAUUUAGAGUAUGCAACAAAGCUUUAUUACAUGGAAUUAGAUGAGUUAGAAAAAAAAUCACAUUGUUAUAUAAGCAAUAGAGCUAGAAUAAACAGUACGUUAUUUAUAAUAACAAUAGCAAUACUUAGUAUUUCAAUUGCUUGGUAUAAAAAUUUUAUUAAAAACAUUUAA
This is a messenger RNA of Pneumocystis jirovecii RU7, 1113 nucleotides long. Its product is annotated as GTPase-activating protein GYP8. The transcript is spliced from 5 exons. The record is from RefSeq and is a predicted model, not a curated record. Bases 1 to 1113 code for a protein of 370 amino acids. NCBI's taxonomy places the organism in Eukaryota, Fungi, Ascomycota, Pneumocystomycetes, Pneumocystales, Pneumocystaceae. Gene Ontology annotation, molecular function: GTPase activator activity. Gene Ontology annotation, cellular component: endoplasmic reticulum membrane. Gene Ontology annotation, biological process: endoplasmic reticulum to Golgi vesicle-mediated transport; positive regulation of GTPase activity.